AUGACUCAUGACAUCUUAUGUGUCGGCUAUUACAUUAUAAUUUAUAUAAACCGUCAAGUAUCAAUUUAGAUAAACAUAUUUUUCAGAAAGUGAUUAGCUCAAUUGAUAGCAACAGAGUCACACAUUAGGCACUCCCCAUCACACCAAAAUAAGUCCCAUCACCACCAUUACCCUGGGCAGCCACUCCAUCCCACUGUCUUCCUCCAUCUCCAACCUUAGAGUGUUACUAGACCCCUCCCUCACUUUCUCCGGCCACCUAAAAUCAGUCUGCAAAAAAUCAUUAUUUCACCUGAGAAACAUCACCCCGGCUUCGUCCUGUUCUCUCCAAACCUGAUCUGGAAAAGCUGUUCAACUCCCUCGUCACCUCCCGACUCGAUUACUGCGAUGCCUUCCUUGGUGGUCUCCCCUCAAAAAGCACCCCCAUUCUUGCCUCUCUCCACUGGCUACCCAUCCAAUUCAGAAUCAACUUCAAAACCCUCAAUGCCUUUGGUCCCCAAUACCUCAGUGAACUCCUCAGCCCAAAACAGUCUUCACACUCACUCCUGUCAAAUGAUCAAAGACUCCUUGCAGUCCCAAAGACACACUUCAAAACAAUGAGUGACCGAGCAUUCUGCUGCCUCGGUCCCCGGCUCUGGAACGAGCUCCCCCCCAUCUAA
Molecule: messenger RNA, 656 nt
Organism: Coregonus sp. 'balchen'
Lineage: Eukaryota; Metazoa; Chordata; Actinopteri; Salmoniformes; Salmonidae
Source: the annotation of a GenBank genome assembly